Molecule: messenger RNA, 2512 nt
Organism: Beta vulgaris subsp. vulgaris (sugar beet)
Lineage: Eukaryota; Viridiplantae; Streptophyta; Magnoliopsida; Caryophyllales; Amaranthaceae
Product: mannan endo-1,4-beta-mannosidase 2
Exons: 5
Coding region: 716-2050 (444 amino acids)
Molecular function (GO): hydrolase activity, hydrolyzing O-glycosyl compounds
Source: RefSeq, a predicted model, not a curated record
UAAAGAUCUUGAUGUCUGCUUUGGUAGGGCAUCAAAGUCCAUUAAAAAAUAUUGAAAUCUGAAAGAUCCAGGUUGAAAAACAACUUCCCAACAUCCCCCCCCACCUUCACAGACAUACGUCUCCCCUGACUUCUCGAUUUGGUUUUUUUCCCUUUGUAAGAGAAAAAGAAAAGAGAAGCGAGCGUUAGAUACACUCACUGUCCUUUUUUUUGGGUUUUACGGUAGGUCAUGAUUUAUUAAUCAAACUUCCAUUUUAUUUAUUUGAUUGGUCUUUUUACCUUAAAAGCAAAUUUCUUUGACUACUUUCCAUUUUCUCUUCAAUCAAUUAUACUAAAUUUCAGUAAAAUUUACUAACUCUCAUUGUCCUAGAUCCUUGUUUGGCAAAUUUUUCCUUCCUAUUCCUAUUAACAUUUGUUGGGUUUUUCUCAAAUCCUCCAAAAACACUCACUUUCUCAGUGAUUUAAGGAUUCCAAUUUCCCCCUUUUUCUAGGUUGUUUGUUUAGACAUUUCUGGGUAACUUCCAUUUUUCACAAAAAGUUGAUUUGGGUAUUUCAAAUUUGAACUGUAGAACACAUUUUGAGAUCUGGGUUUCACACCAGUUUGAUACUUACGUAGAUCCAAUCAUCUCUUUUUUUUCUGGAAAAAUCUGUUCUUUUUUCGUUUUUUUUUUUUUUUUUUUUUUUGGGGGAGGGGGUCAACUUCAUAAUAUUAUUGCAUGUCCAGCAAAUCGAAGUCAUAUUUUUGUUUUAGAAAGAUGUUUGCAACUAAUGGAUGGUUUUACCCAAUUGUUGGUAUGGCAACAUUAGUUGCAUUCAUUUACAUGUCAUUUGGUGGUGACAUUAGAAUCAAAGUCACAAAAGAGCCAAAUUACAGUUUUGUGGAAAGGGUUGGAAAUCAAUUUAUGUUGGAUGGAAAACCAUUUUAUAUAAAUGGUUGGAAUUCUUAUUGGUUGAUGGACCAUAGUGUGGAUGGGUUUAGUAGACCAAGAGUGAAAGCGAUGCUUCAAGCUGGAUCUAAAAUGGGUCUUACUGUGUGUAGAACUUGGGCUUUUAAUGAUGGUACUUAUCAUGCUCUUCAGAUUUCACCUGGUGUAUAUGAUGAGCAAGUUUAUCAGUCUUUGGAUUAUGUGAUUGCAGAGGCAAGAAAAAAUGGGGUGAGGCUGAUCUUGAGUUUAGUUAACAAUUUGCAAGCGUAUGGUGGAAAAACUCAAUAUGUGAAAUGGGCAUGGCAAGAAGGCAUUGGAAUAAGCUCUUCCAAUGAUUCGUUUUUCUAUGAUCCGUCUAUCCAGACCUAUUUCAAGAGUUAUAUCAAGACAAUGCUUACAAGGAAGAAUACCAUCACUGGAAUUGAGUACCGAGAUGAUCCUGUAAUCUUUGCUUGGGAGUUGAUCAAUGAACCACGUUGCAUGUCUGACCCGUCAGGGGACACUCUUCAAGAUUGGAUCAAGGAAAUGUCAGAAUUUAUAAAAGUGAUUGAUGAGAAACAUUUGGUUACAGUGGGCCUCGAGGGAUUUUAUGGUUCAAAAAAUUCAAAGUCAGCUCUAAACCCAUCAGAAUGGGAAGGUACUAUUGGAACUGAUUUUGUUCGAAACAAUGAUAUACCAACUGUUGAUUUCGCUUCUAUUCAUAUGUACCCUGACCAGUGGCUUACUGUGGAUAAUCUUGAAGACAAAUUGGAAUUUGUCCGAAAAUGGGUGUCAUCUCACAUUGAAGAUGGUGAAAAACAACUUAAGAAGCCUGUAAUGUUGACUGAAUUUGGCCUUUCGAGCCAGAAUAAGGACUUUGAUCCUGCACAGAGAGAUAGGCUCUUCAAAGUCGUGUAUGAUAUCAUAUACAAGUCUGCAAAAAAGAACGGGUCUGGUGCUGGUUCAUUACUCUGGCAGUUAUUUGUAGAAGGAAUGGAUGAUUUUCAUGAUGAUUUCGGGAUAAUCCCAUGGAGAAGGCAAUCCACAUAUGACGUGAUAACAGGGCAGUCAUGCAGGUUGGCUUUAUUGCAUCAACGUUCGAACUUGGAAGGAAAUUUGAAAAAUUUGUGUCAACGAAGUCGGUGAUAUCAAUUCUUUAUGUGAGAGGAAUGCGUAAUCUUCUUACUGCUAGCUUAACGAUUUUUAGUUGCUGGAAGUGUGUUCUUUUUUGGUACUGCAUUGAGCUACGCAGAUGAAAAUCAUUAUGUUGGUUAGCGAAUUGUGCCUUGCCACCAUAUCUCACAUUCAUGCAUAACAAGGAUCGAAGAAUGCAGAUGGAUUUACAGUACGUACCCAACUUAAAAAGGGCUCGUUCUCUCAGAUGAUGUCACCCAUGGCAGUGAACAAGAAUAAUCUAUGAGCCAAAGUUUGAUGGUUAGUUUAUAAGAAGCUUAGGACUAUGAUGUCGCCAUGUAUAUUGUCAAUAAACACAAUUUUGUGUUGCCUGAUAACCUUUGAAAUGAUCUUUUGUCGAUGUUUUGUUAGCAUACCAAUUCUUUUUGUUCUUUUUGACGAUGUUACCCUAUAUACGGCUCUUACUGUUUGCAA